UUUCCAUGUCCGUUGUUGUGCACACAUUAUCAACUUGGUGGUGCAAGAUGGGACAACCAUCAUGGCCCCUUUGAUAGAGAAUUUGAGAGAGACGGUUAAGUAUUUCAAGAAGUCACCGAGUCGCCUCCACAAGUUUGUUGAGACUUGCAAAAUAUUGGGUGUUGAGGUUGGCAACCAUUUGCAUCUUGAUUGUGUCACGCGGUGGAGUUCAACGUACCAGAUGCUUGAUACAGCCUACCCGUAUAGGGAAGCCUUGUCCUCUUAUGCAGCUUCAAAUGCCAACUAUCAAUGGGAACCGGAAAAAGAAGAAUGGGACAAGUUUGAAGUUAUUAAGCCAUUGCUCCUCUCUUUAUCUCGUGUGACAACUGCGUUUUCAGGGCAAUUAUAUCCCACCUCCAACAUAUUCUACCCUCACAUUGUCAGCAUCAAGAUUGCUUUGAGAAAAGCCAUGGCUCAUGAUGAUGAAUGCUACAAGAAAAUGGGUGAUGCAAUGAUGGAUAAAUUUGACAAGUAUUGGGAUGAGCCGAACAAUGUCAUGGUGCUUGCUACCAUCUUGGACCCAAGGUACAAGAUGAGGUAUGUUGAGUGGUGCUAUCACCAAAUGUAUGCUGUGGGGAAAGCAAAUACUGAGAAGAAUAUUGUGCGCGGAGAGUUGGACACAUUGUAUGAGAAGUUUGUUGCGAAAAAUAAGCAAGCUGGAGAAAGAGCUAGUGGAUCAUCAGCCAAGAACAAUUGCAACACAAGUACCUCGAUGCCACUUAUGGAUUGUGAGUUUCAGUCCUUCUUAUCAGCAACUUCAUCAACACCAUCAAAAAGUGAGCUUAGAAACUAUCUAGAUGACUUGAAUGAGGCAAUGGAUCCUAUGUUCAAUCUUCUUGAUUGGUGGAGGGUGAAUGCACCUAGAUACCCCGUAUUGGCAAUGAUGGCAAAGAGGUUCUUGACUGUCCCGGCUACCUCCGUGUCUUCGGAAUCAACUUUUAGCACGGGUGGAAGAGUUUUAGAUGACUACAGGAGUUCUUUGAAACCAGAAAUGGUGGAAGCCUUGGUGUGCGGUGCUAGUUAUAUCAAAGGUUCUCACAAGGACUUCAAUGUGGUGGAGAGAGAUGAAGAUGAGGAGGACGAUGUUGAGAAUAUCAAGUUGCCCAAGAUUGUUGAUGUGGGGGAUAACAACAAUUGGUAACUAUUCUUUUGACAUGUUUCAGUUUUCAUAUCUUUACAUGAUCCCAAUAUGUUUCCAAAUCUGUGUUACAUGUAGAUAAUCGUCAUGUUGGUGUUGCUCUUGCUACUUUGAAGAUGGAUGUCUACAUGAUCUUGUCAUGUGGAUUGUUGAGGUCAACGUGAUCGUCUCGAGCCAUUUCUUUUGUUGUCAUGAACUUCGAAUUAUGUGUUUGUUGUGAUGAACUUUGGAUUAUGUGUUUGUUGUGAUGAACUACGGUCCUUGAAUGAUGUUGUG
Triticum dicoccoides is the source of this 1453-nucleotide messenger RNA. RefSeq names its product zinc finger BED domain-containing protein RICESLEEPER 2-like. Bases 62 to 1180 code for a protein of 372 amino acids. Lineage: Eukaryota; Viridiplantae; Streptophyta; Magnoliopsida; Poales; Poaceae. Gene Ontology annotation, molecular function: DNA binding; protein dimerization activity. The record is from RefSeq and is a predicted model, not a curated record. The transcript is spliced from 3 exons.